AUGGAGGAAGGAGACAAAGGUGAAAAUGCUCCGCCUAAUCCUGGGGGUGCAAUUGGAACAUCAAGUGAAGAUCCGAAAACGUCAGAAAAUCCCAUUGUUGAUUCCAACGUUAUUGUGAAAGAUGAAAUCAAUGAUAAUGCUGCGCCGGAUGUUUCGAAAGAAGAACCAAUGGAAGAAGAACCAAGAGAACAGACGGAAGAAACCGAAUUGAUAAAAGAUGCGACCGUGGAGGAAUCGUUAGCAUCGGAUCGUCCACCCGGAAAAGAUCUUCAGAUCAUUGAACAGAACCCCGCGAAGGAAAAUGAUCAGGCGAAGAUCGAAGAGGAGAAUGUUGAAGAUAUGAUAGUAGAAGAGUAUCUUGAAGAAGAAGAGAGUCAUGAUAUGACUGCAGAUAGUGAAAAACUAGAUGAUUUACCUCAAGAAGCAGAACCUUCAAAGUUGGUGGAAAAUUCCGACACUAAAAAUUACGAUAAAGAUGAGGCGGAUAGUGACAAGUACGAUAGUGCUGUGGAAGAGAUGGAAUCGGAUCCUGCUGAGCAUAGGGAUGGUAGGGAGAAAGAACCUACACCGCACGCACAUGAAACUGUCGAGCUGACCGACACUUCCGACAAUCCAUCGAAAGAGGCAGACGAUGGUGAGCAGCAGCAUGAAGAAGAAAAGCAACUUGACGAUGCGAGCAACACAUCGUUCCAUUUACAGGACAUGGAAACGACGAAUGUGAAUGAAACUGAGCAUGUAAAGUGCGACGAUAUGGCGGAAGGUGAUCGAUCGGCCGAUCCCUGUACCGCGGAAGAUCCAUUCGAUCAGCUGCGACACUCGACCAGCGAUGAAAUUGGCCAUAGUGAUAGAGAAAACAGAGAAGAUACGGUAGAGAGAGAUGCACAGGAGGAACAAACAGAUGCUGGUGCAGCGGUUGACAAGCAAGAAACGCAUGAUGAACCCGAUAAUGCUGACGCUGAUGCGAACGAAAGUCAAGACGAAGGUAAUAGAGAGCGAGAUGAACACCGUGAAUCAUUAGCUGAUUCGGAGACAAACGAGAUAAAUGAAUCGGAAGAACGUGUUCCUGAGAAAGAGUUAGUAAAAGAAACGAGUGGCAGCGUCGAUCAAUCGGUGGAAGAUGACUCAAACGCUCCUUCGGUGGAAGAUGAGUCGAACGCUGUGGUGGAUGAAGAAAGGGGAGGAGAGAAUGAGAAUAUUUGUUUGCUGCCAGAUGACGAGAGAGCAAUCUCCGCCGAGGACAAUCAACUUGCCAUGGAACAAGAGAAAGAAGCUGCUGCGACAGCAGAACAGUCCUUGGAAUCAGAACUUGAAGUUGAAGAAGUUGAAUUGAAUAGAGCGGAAGAUGGUACUGCGAGGUCUGGAAGUCACGAAGAGGAAGAAGAUGAAGGCCAAGGAGGUUUCGCACCACCAUUAGCAGAAGGUGGUGGCGUUGCAGUCGAGGAAAAUGAUCCUCAAACAGUUACAGAAGGUCCAGUGGAAGAAAUGGAGGUCGACUUAACCGGCACAGAGACAGAGGAUCUUCCCACUAGAGAUAAUCAAAUUCGAGAGCUCAGUACACUGGCGGAGUCGGAAACGUGCAUGCAGUGUAAAAAAGAAUUGACAGCCUGUCUAUACAGACUAUCCUGUGUGACGGCGGAUAACCAGGAAUCUGCCCAGCAGUACAUCUGCUCGUUCGAUUGCGUGCAACGUGUUCGCACCGAUAACCCAGGCAAGUACGAACUGAUACAACGACGCGUGACAAUUGUGCCCAUUUUUGAACGUCUAGAAUCGUGCGUGCGCUGUGGCGAGCAACGGUUAUGCAGAUAUCGCUACAAGCUGGACAACGGUUCGUACACGUACCUGUGCGAUUCGAAGUGUGUCGAACAUCUGACCGCCAUCAAUGGUGAAAAAUACAGUUUGGUAAGGAAACGGUACAUCAUUGAAGAAAAAAGUACGUCACCGGAAGAGGGCAAAUGUUGCGUCCAGUGCAGCGAUACGAAACCGUGUCAGUUUGAAUUUAAACAGGACGAGGAGCAAUUGCACGUUUGUAGCGAUUGUAUCGAUUUGUUAAUGACGGAACAUCCAGACCUGUUCCGUUUGCAUCGCCGUCGCUCGGUACGGGUGCGCAACCUCGGCAAGGAAGGAUCGGUGAGCGGUACGAGUGGCUCGCGAGGGGAAGUCGUGAAAUUUUCCGCCAGGACAGAAGAGGAGGCCGAAGCAGCGCGAAUUGAGCGUGAGGCUUCAUUUCUGCGCUCUUGUCACGAAUGUCACAAAACGUUACAGAUCCUUUCGGCUCGCUGGUUACAGUGGGAAACGAUGGAAUUUUGCGACGAAAAGUGUCUAGGCGCCUACCAGACGGCGAAUGGGUCGCACUGCGUCCAGUGCCGAAAGGUUGUGUCUGUGAACAGUAUGGGAAAAUUUUGCGUUCGCUUCGGGUUCGCCAUCUGCCAGUUCUGUAGUGCGGGAUGCUUGGAAAUCUACAAAAAAGCGCUAAAAACGUGCUCCUACUGUCAACAAACGAUUGGCAAGCAGAACAAAGGCUUUGAGUUUCGAGUGGCUCGUGCCGGUGAGAUGGGCGUGCUGAAAGAUUUUUGCAGCGCACUUUGCCACAAGAUGUACCAAGCGUGUCUGAAUCCAACAAUGAAACACAAGCCCCACGUGUGUGGUGUGUGCAAUCACGAAAAGAUGACCAAGCUGAUCGUCCACCUGGAAGGGCGCGAACAUUACUUCUGCAGUACGCCAUGCUUUUCCGCGUUUAAGUUCGUUAACAACGUCAAUCCGGACGAAUGCGCCAUGUGUAAAGAUUUCUUUGAGCGAAAAUCGAACGCAGCUUACACCAUUUACCAGCAGGGCCAAGCGACACGGCUGGAGCCAUUGGCAUUCUGCACCAAAAUGUGCAUGAAUCUUUACAUCUCAACCAGCAGGGAGAUUGUACCGUGCAACUGGUGCAAGGUAAAAAAGUACACCUUCGACAUGAUAUUGCGGCCCUCCACGAUGGAACGCCAUUGCUCGCUGCACUGUUUGACACUGUCCGAGGUGUCGACGAACGUGAAACUGACACCGUGCGAUCACUGUCUGCUAGUCCGAACGCCCCAAUAUGAGCUGAAUAUGUCCGAUUCAAGUUUGCGCAUCUUUUGUACGUAUCAGUGUCUCAUGAAAUUCCAGAGCCAGUUUAGUAAAUCCAAACCGAUCGAUCCUUCCGUGCCCGUUCCGAUGGGCAUUCCGAAGCGUAUUCCUCGCGUAGCAACGACGGCAACGAUUACUCACCAGACGGGCGCGACCCAAGCAACUGCCUCUACUGCUGAUGCUGUCAUUGCUUCUGUGGCCACUACUCCGCGUCCACGUGGACGCCCUUCGAAAUCGCCAGCAACAACAACAACAACAACAACUGAUGCUAACGGUAACAUCGGUUCCGGCUCCAACCUGCCCGUUAUCACAUCAGUCCAUUCGUUAGCUAACACGAUGGGUAAUCGUGGUCCAGUGACGCGCCCCAAAGCAGGGCAGAUCAGCUUGAAUCAGAAAAAUUGGCCAGAAUUGCGCGUUGCUUUGGAACCGCUGACAAAUAUUCCGCCGUCGGGAAGAAUAGCGCUUAGCAGCAUUUUGCCCAACAUAAAUGCUCGGGCAGAAACAUCUGCAGCAAAUUCCUCCACAGCUGCUUCUAGUGCUUCGAAAAAUGCAUCCAUCUCGACAUCUACUGAAGCAACCACGUUUGCACCCUCCCCUGAACCGGAUUCUUUACCGGAACCCGAGGUAGCUGCACCUGCGCCAUCGACUCGAACGGUAACAGUAACGAAAGUUGAAACGCACACACAGAUCGUGACGGUUCCACCGACACCGACGCAAGUAGCGAAUGCGGCCACCAUGUGCAAACCGCUACAGCUGACCAAAAGCAUCUCCUGUCGCCCUAUUCAGUGUCACGUCGGUUGCCAAACGGAUGUUUCGUUGCAGCGCAAAAUCGUUAUUCCAAUACCAGUUCCAAUCUAUGUGCCUGUGCCAAUGUUUAUGUACUCGAUGCCAACGCCCGUGCCGGUGCCAAUUCCGCUCCCGAUCCCGGUUCCAGUGUUCAUACCGACCACUCGCAAUUCGGCUGGCGGAAUCAUGAAGGAGAUCAAAAAGAUACAGGACAAAAUGCCCACCGAUCCGUACGAGGCAGAGCUGCUAAUGAUGGCUGAAAUGGUAGCAGGAGACAAGAAGAAGGACGACAGUGACUCCGAUUCGGACGAUGGGGGCGUAGGGGUGGGCGAUGAUCAUUACGGAGCAGCUGAGUCAGUGGUGACCAGCGAUGGGAUGGAACAUAACGCAUCGUUCAGUGAGGAUCUCGUGCAGAUGGCGCUGAAAAUGGCAUCGAAUGAUUUUUCGGAAUCGCAGGUUGACUUAGAAUCGGCAAUGCAGGCCAAUACGAUCACACAGCAGCAGCAACAGCACCACGGAUAUGGCGAUCUCCAGCAGCAUCAUCAUCAACAGCAACAGCUGCUAUUGUUGGAUCAGCAAAGACAAGUUGCAUCCCCCGUUGUUCAACGAGGUCGCAAACGUGCCUCCAACGUUGGACAGCGCGGUGCCGGUACAGUGAUGAAUAAUAACACGCAACAACAUGCCAUGACGCCUGCAUCGAAGCGCAUCAAGCGCGAGCAACUUAGCGAACCGUCACCGGAACCGGUGAAUCGAGUAGUGGAACCGGUCGAAAAACCAGAUGCUAACAUGUGUCUCAAGUACACGUUUGGUGUGAAUGCGUGGAAGCAAUGGGUGGUAACGAAGAAUGCAGACCUGGAGAAAAGCUCAAUCCGUCGAAAACCAUUCAAAUCGGACAUCCUGCAGCUGACCGCCGAUGAGCUGAAUUAUUCGCUGUGCUUGUUUGUCAACGAAGUGCGCAAGCCGAACGGCACCGAGUAUGCACCGGACACAAUAUAUUACCUCGUACUAGGUAUUCAACAAUAUCUGUACCAGAAUGGAAGAGUGGAAAACAUCUUCACCGAUGCCUAUUAUGAUCGAUUUACCGAUUGUUUGGAUGAGGUUGCCAAAAAAUUCUCUAUGCUGUACAAUGAUUCUCAAUUCAUCGUCACAAGGGUGGAGGAAGAACAUCUUUGGGAAUGCAAGCAGCUUGGGGCUCACUCACCACAUGUCCUGCUCAGUACACUAAUGUUCUUCAACACGAAGCAUUUUAAUCUGGUCUCCGUCGAAGAACACAUGGAACUUAGCUUUUCGCAUAUCAUGAAGCACUGGAAGAGAACACCUCAACAAGGAGCUAAAUCAACAGCUACAAGGAACGUGCUGCUUCGCUUUUAUCCACCGCAGUCAUCACUCGCUAAUAAUGCGCGCAAGAAAAAGGUUUAUGAACAGCAGGAAAAUGAAGAGGAUCCACUGAGAUGUCCAGUGAAAUUGUACGAGUUUUAUCUGUCGAAAUGUCCGGAGAGCGUAAAAACACGCAAUGAUGUGUUCUAUCUGCAACCGGAACGUUCCUGUGUGCCAGAUUCUCCCGUCUGGUAUUCGACGCAGCCACUGAGCAAAGAAGCACUAACGAAAAUGUUACACCGGGUCAAGAUGGUCAAAGAGAUUAACAUUGCAUUGCUUACAAGCUAAUGA
Messenger RNA from Anopheles maculipalpis, 5559 nucleotides. RefSeq lists its product as uncharacterized. The transcript has 6 exons. The coding region runs from base 1 to 5556 and encodes 1851 amino acids. The record is from RefSeq and is a predicted model, not a curated record. NCBI's taxonomy places the organism in Eukaryota, Metazoa, Arthropoda, Insecta, Diptera, Culicidae.